UGGCUCCGUACAUAUUCGGGGGCGGGGCUUAUCACAGGAAGCCUUGCAUGCAUGAGUCUGGCGCCCUGGAGUGCGGACUGCCGUUAUUAUUGGCUGCUGCUGCUGCCGCUGCCGCCGGUGCUGUCCCUGUGCUGUGCUCUGCUCGUCCAAUGCCCGACACUAGCUGCUGAGGGAACUAUUCGCAAGCCCCACCACGGCAAGCAUACAUUCCCGCAGCACGCCGCCACCCCUAAGAGCCAGAAGAAUGAAGAGUGGUAGUACAAGUUCAACAUGGAUAUAGUAACUGAUACCAGCUUCCUAACGAAGGUUAUUGGGAAGUAUAUAAAAGUUACAGCCAUCAAUGGAUGCUUUCAGGGCGUGCUCCUGAGUAUUCAUGCAAGCCGUACAAUCACUUUAAUAAAAGUUAAGGAUGUAGCAACUGGGAAGGCCGUGCCUGGAACAAAAAUCCUUUUUGGCCAUACCAUUCUGAAAGUGGAACCUCAAGAAGAACCUUCAGGUCUUUCAUCUCAGGAGCCAGAAGAUCUGACAGUUAACGAACGAGAUAAUAGCUUGUCACAAGAGAGUGACAAAUAUGCUGGGGAACAAGCCAUGGAAAUUAAAGAGACUGAGACAUCUGCUCCACACGAGAUGCAUGCUAGUAUCAUACAGGCCAUUAAACGUGCAGUUGAGGAUGAAGCUGUAAACUAUAUUGUGAUAGACCAGUUUCAGCCCAUGCUCGGCCCUGCAAUUCGACAUCUACAGAGCCAGAAAGUCCUGAGCUUAGGGGCUGUUGGGCUGAACUUGUAUCGCCAUGGGAAGUUGUGCUGGCUGCAGGUGGCAACGAAAACAUGUGUUUAUCUUUUUGACAUCCUUCUCUUGGGGCCAGGAGUUUUCCGAAAUGGGCUUCAAAUGGUGCUCGAAGACAAAAGCAUUCUAAAGGUGGUUCAUGACUGUCGCUGGCUGGGGGAGGUCUUGUCCCACCAAUAUAGUGUGGUCCUUAGCAAUGUAUUUGAUACACAGGUUGGAGAUGUAUACCUAUUCUUUAUGGAAACUGGUGGCUUCCUUCCUAAUCGUACAUGUUCAGUUAAGGAAUGUUUGACUCGACAUCUCAACAUGCCAUCCUCACAAAUAUCCUUCCUGACUUACAAGCAAACUUUAAUAAAGGAUAACCCCAAUAUAUGGCUUGAUCGUCCAAUGCCCACACACUUGCUGAAAGUAUUGGCUCUGGAAGUAAUGCACCUUUUGGCUCUGCGCUUAGCCAUGCUGGAUGCCAUGUUAGCUGAUUUUACAUUAUUGGUUGAUGGGUAUCUAAAUACAUAUUGCCAAGGAACAGCAGAUGCAUUAGGCAGCACUGAGAUCUGCUCUGAGCUUCCAAAAGAACUUCAGCAACUUUCUGUCUUGCAGCAAGUCAGGCGUGAGAAGGCCCUGCAUGAAUUUAUUGUUAGUGACCAAGGGUUCCUCACACGGGACUGAAGAGUCAAACACACAGCUGCAAUACCUCACCAUCACAACCUACCUUAACACACCCCUUUGGCACAUUUAUGGUGCGUACCAGUCUAUAAGCAGAGAUUUUCUGCUUGUCCCUGAGCUACAAGCUUUCCGUUGACUGUUGUGCUUCAGCAUAGUCUGUACCUCUAAUUUGUCUUCUUCAUAAUACUUAAUUAUGGGGUAAAUGUAUGAAGCAGUUAUCAGAGUGAAGAAGUAAACCAGUGGAGAAGUUGCACACGGCAAGCAAUUAGCAAUGAAGUAACAUUCAGAAUUUGCAUACUAUAUAAAAUUAUACAGAGCAGCUGAUUGGGUGCCAUGGGCAACUUCUCCGCUUGCUCACUUCUCCACUCGUUUCACUGCUUCAUACAUUUAAACCUAUGUGCUUUAUAAUUCCAUUAAGUUUUUUUUUGUGAAGCACUGUAUAAUUUUUGGAUGUGUUCCAAAAUAGUAAUGUUAUCGCUAUAACCAAUAAAAAUAUCAUUGCAAAUGUCA
This is a messenger RNA of Pseudophryne corroboree (corroboree frog), 1959 nucleotides long. RefSeq names its product exonuclease 3'-5' domain containing 1 (gene EXD1). The coding region runs from base 271 to 1452 and encodes 393 amino acids. Gene Ontology annotation, biological process: piRNA processing. The transcript has 13 exons. Gene Ontology annotation, cellular component: PET complex. The record is from RefSeq and is a predicted model, not a curated record. NCBI's taxonomy places the organism in Eukaryota, Metazoa, Chordata, Amphibia, Anura, Myobatrachidae. Gene Ontology annotation, molecular function: 3'-5' exonuclease activity; nucleic acid binding.